Molecule: messenger RNA, 1843 nt
Organism: Stylophora pistillata
Lineage: Eukaryota; Metazoa; Cnidaria; Anthozoa; Scleractinia; Pocilloporidae
Molecular function (GO): catalytic activity
Source: RefSeq, a predicted model, not a curated record
CUAUGAACUUUCCACUCCCUUGUUUCGAAAAUCUGACAAUCUAUCGAGGAAAGUGAAAGCGAAGUUUGUGAACGUGCAAAAGUAAAAGUUGCAGACAGUAUCGACACUCUGAUUACCAGUCUCCACUCGGUACACUUUCGGUAAAUUUUGUGACAUACGUUGUUCGAACAAUUAAUUAGCUUGAGAUCAAGCGUGACCACAUACGUCGGCGAACUGACGUUGGCAAACUGACACGUUGGCGAAACGACCAGUUACCCUUCUGACACGGUCAAUGAUUGACCCACUGGGGGGUUCUGUCCUGGUGUACCGGUUCACAAGGGAAUUACCAUUGUUCUUUCUUUGUUUAGGAGUUAUCGGUUAGCUAUUGUGUAUUGUUUGGUGAACCGGUACACGAGGACAGAAGCCACUGGGGCUUAUAUUGAUCGGAUCGAGUGAUAAAGACAAAAUUUGUAGGAGUGCUCAACAUCAGACAGGCAAGGCAGGCACUGAUUGGCUGGGAUUAUGUUGACCAUUCUAUCAGGAGUUCUAGGAUUAUUGUUUUUGCUAUGGAUAUUCUCUGACUCUUUAUGGCCUGCACCACCUGCAUUUGUUGAGAGACAACUUGGUAAACCAGAUCUGCCCAUUGAGUACAACUUGGUACAUGAUGCCAAAAAUAUUCCUAGGUUGGCUGGAAAACAAUUGCUCUUCAGUAAAUGGCUUGGGAAAACUAGCCUGGGAAAUGUUUUAAAACAGUUUGCAUUUAGAAAAGCAGGAUUGGACUUGCUUAUAAGAAUUAAAAUUCCUGAUGCUCCAACAUUAUUUCCUUUGCCGGAGCCUCAUCAACAUAGAAAGAGCUAUGAACCUGUUGACUUUGACAAAUUGAUUGAGGAAAGAAAAGCAGGAUUGGACUUGCUUAUAAGAAUUAAAAUUCCUGAUGCUCCAACAUUAUUUCCUUUGCCGGAGCCUCAUCAACAUAGAAAGAGCUAUGAACCUGUUGACUUUGACAAAUUGAUUGAGGAAAGCAUAGAAGAACCAAAAGAAUCUUCCUUCAAGUUUGUAACUAUUCUUGACCUCACAAAGGAAUACAGGUCACACACAGUCACUCCAAUGCAGAUAGCACAAAGAGUGAUAGAGAUCAUUAAUGACACAGAGAAACAAAAUCCCAAGUUAAGAGCCAUUGUCCAGCAUGACGAAGAUGAAAUUCUUAAGAUGGCUGCAGAAUCCACUAAACGGUAUGCUGAAGGAAAUCCAUUGUCUUUCAUGGAUGGGAUUCCUGUGGCCACGAAAGAGGAGUAUUUAGUGGUGCCAUACUAUACUCGUUGUGGCACUACAUUUAUGGGAAGAACACGAUCAACAGAAGAUGCUCACAUAGUGAAGAAGUUGCGCAUGGGAGGGGCAAUCAUCAUUGGCAUAACCAACAUGCAUGAGGUGGGAAUUGGGACAACAGGAAACAAUCCAAACAGACUUCAUGGAAUCCCAAGAAAUCCAUACAAUGUGAAUCAUUACACUGGAGGAAGUUCCAGUGGGUCCGCUGUGGCAGUGGCAGCAGGUUUGUGCCCAGUCUCUCUAGGAACAGACGGUGGGGGUUCUAUUCGUAUCCCAGCUGCAGCAUGUGGAGUGGUUGGAAUAAAAGCAUCUUGUGGCCGCAUUAGCACCAGUGGAGAAGUUCCCCUGGCACAUACUGUUAGUUAUACUGGUAAGUUGUGGUAUUCUUAGUUAAAUUUUGAAACCCAGUGGCAAUUACAAAUGUGGGAGUUUAUAAAACUGACAAAUCUGAAUUUAAAAUGACGUCAACACAGUCACUUUCUUUGAAUGACAACUUUUUGGGAGUCUUUUACACCAAUAAGAGUACGUAUGAUGCACG